AUGCCUCCGGUCCUCAGGCAUCGUGAUCCUGCGACUGCAGGCCAUUUAUUGACAAGCUACUUGGAGAAUGACUAUCUUCUCAACCCUUUUAUCAACAAGAAUUGGCUUAAAAACCAACUUAAGGGCUAUUUCCCCAGCGAAGGUCUCCUGGAGCGAUCGCCGGAGAAUGCCAUUGUUUGCUUGGCCAUCGCCCUUGGAGCAAUUUCGAUCGAUGUCUCGGACAAAGGGGCAGUCGCCAAAGGCUACUACGAUAUCGCUAUCUCCAUUGUUGGUGAUCAACUUGACGGCGACACUCGUACGCAUGCGCAAAUGUUUCUCCUAGUGGCUCUAUACCACUGGCGUCUCGCUAAGCCAGAAACUGCAAUGAGCUGGAUUGAUAAGGCAAGUCGCUGCAUCUUGCAUCUGCUCCGUAGAGAGCACUUCCGCGAGGAGACCCAGAAACCUAUUAUAACGAGUCCGCGACAGCAAGAGGUCGUACUGGCAGCAUGGACAGCCUAUUUGAUGUGGGAUUCCGUCGCAGCCGAUUUAGACCUGCCAACAAACACUACGCUUGAGCUCCUUCCGCGGGUUCCUCUACCUUACGACUCUAACCUGUGGAAAGACCCUGACGAGAGAUAUGUCCAACUUCACCACAUCUCUUACAUCAUGCUGUGCGACAUGUUGCAUCGCCUGUGCUCGGAACUUUUCCCAGUCAGCGCUUCUGACAGCUUUACCGAUCUCAUUCAACGCCUCCAACCUUACCAAGAAAGCCUCAAUUCAUGGAGAAGGGCCCUGGAUCCGUCGUUGCGCUGGGACAACGAUGACAGUGCACCGGAUGACAUUCUCUCGCUAAGGCUCAGGUGUGAGUACUGGAAAGCAUGCCACCUCGUUCGACGCCCCUUCUUGGACCACGUGUUACACAAUUUGGACCAGGCACACUGCGAUCUGGAGGGCACAGUGGCCUUCAAACUGAUGGUGCAGGACGCUGUGACGGCGUGUCUCUGGGCUGGGUUCCAGUCGAUUCGAUACUUGAACCAUGCGCAGAGGUAUAAGUUACCCAAUGCAUACAGUAUUGUUCACGCGUAA
This is a messenger RNA of Pseudocercospora fijiensis CIRAD86, 1065 nucleotides long. RefSeq lists its product as uncharacterized. The transcript has a single exon. The record is from RefSeq and is a predicted model, not a curated record. NCBI's taxonomy places the organism in Eukaryota, Fungi, Ascomycota, Dothideomycetes, Mycosphaerellales, Mycosphaerellaceae. Bases 1 to 1065 code for a protein of 354 amino acids.